This is a messenger RNA of Ordospora colligata OC4, 534 nucleotides long. RefSeq lists its product as uncharacterized. The coding region runs from base 1 to 534 and encodes 177 amino acids. The record is from RefSeq and is a predicted model, not a curated record. The transcript has a single exon. Lineage: Eukaryota; Fungi; Microsporidia; Ordosporidae.
AUGAAGAUAUGGACGGUUGGAAAGUUUGAACUUAAUCAAUGGACGUUGAGAUUUCUUACUGCCAUACUUACAACUAGUGGAGUGAUUGUGUAUAUGCUGUGCUGCUCACAUGAUGAUGAGGGAUAUGGGGUGCACAUGGUGGGGACGGAGCUGCAGACUAGCACGUACAUUUAUGCGUCUGAUGAAGGCAAGAGGAGUUUGAUAGCGAACAAGGAUGAUCUUGAUGGGACUUACUUUAGUUUAGUGCUUGUGAAUUUUGACAGGAACAAGGUGGUUAUGGUGGUGAAUGGGACGAAGCUGAAGACGAUUGAAAGCAGCAAUUAUGUGAAGAAGAUAGUUGAGCUUGUUGGGAACGAUACGACGCAGUUCAUGUUUCUGUUUUUGUCGUACCUGAUUGGAUCGAUGUAUUUCCCUGUGGGAAGUAUCAAUUUUGUGAUGAAUUCUGAGGGGAUAUGGUAUAACGGGGUGCAUCAUGAGAGCCACCCGUUUGUAUUCAGGAGGAUAUGCACGAUGCUGAUAAGGGACAUCAAAUAA